AUGACCAUCCCAGACGAGGUCGAUAUCAUCAUCUGUGGUGGUGGGAGCUCUGGGUGUGUCCCAGCAGGCCGUCUGGCCAACCUCGAUCACAACCUCCAGGUCUUGCUGAUCGAGGCAGGCGAAGACAACCUGAACAACCCAUGGGUCUACCGCCCCGGCAUCUACCCCCGGAACAUGAAGCUGGACUCAAAGACAGCUUCCUUCUACUACUCUCGUCCAUCAGAAUGGCUUGACGGACGUCGGGCUGUCGUACCUUGUGCCAAUAUCCUCGGAGGGGGGAGCUCGAUCAACUUCAUGAUGUAUACGAGAGCAUCGGCCUCGGACUACGACGAUUUCCAGGCAAAGGGAUGGACGACCAAGGAACUACUCCCUCUGAUGAAGAAGCAUGAGACAUAUCAGCGCGCUUGCAAUAACAGAGACCUGCAUGGUUUUGAUGGGCCUAUCAAGGUCUCUUUUGGAAACUAUACGUAUCCUAUCAUGCAGGACUUCCUGCGUGCUACCGAGUCGCAAGGUAUUCCAGUCACGGAUGACCUUCAGGACUUGAAGACUGGACACGGAGCUGAACACUGGUUGAAAUGGAUCAACCGUGAUACCGGCCGUCGUAGCGAUGCUGCACACGCCUAUGUCCACAGUACAAGGGCGAAGUACACCAAUCUCCACCUCAAGUGCAACACAAAGGUGGACAAGGUUAUCAUCGAAGAUGGCCGAGCGGUGGGUGUCGCGACCGUUCCCACCAAACCCUUAGACGGCCGUAACCCGCCACGCAAGAUUUUCCGAGCCCGCAAGCAAAUCAUCAUCAGCAGCGGCACACUCAGCUCACCUCUCAUCCUGCAGAGAUCCGGAAUCGGCGAACCCGAGAAGCUCCGUAAAGCAGGCGUCAAACCCCUGGUCAACCUUCCAGGUGUGGGCCGCAACUUCCAGGACCACUACCUUACUUUCUCUGUCUACAGGGCUAAGCCAGACGUUGAAUCCUUCGAUGACUUCGUUCGUGGUGACCCUGAAGUGCAGAAGAAGGUAUUCGAGGAGUGGAACCUCAAAGGUACAGGUCCACUGGCCACGAACGGCAUCGAUGCCGGAGUGAAAAUCCGGCCUACGCCAGAGGAACUGGAGGAAAUGAAGAGCUGGCCUACGCCGGAGUUCACCAGUGGCUGGGAGAGCUACUUCAAGAACAAGCCUGAUAAGCCUGUGAUGCACUACUCCGUCAUUGCCGGCUGGUUCGGCGACCACAUGCUCAUGCCCCCAGGCAAGUUCUUCACGAUGUUCCACUUCCUGGAAUACCCAUUCUCCCGCGGCUUCACUCACAUCCAAUCCGCCGACCCCUACGACGCCCCCGACUUCGACGCCGGGUUCAUGAACGACAAGCGCGACAUGGCUCCCAUGGUCUGGGGCUACAUCAAAUCGCGCGAGACCGCCCGCCGCAUGAGCGCCUACGCAGGCGAAGUAACCGGCAUGCACCCGCACUUCGCGUUCGACUCUGCGGCCCGGGCAUUCGACCUCGAUCUAGCCACGACAAAGGCAUACGCUGGUCCGAACCACAUCUCCGCCGGUAUCCAGCAUGGAUCAUGGUCCCAACCCCUCGAACCGGGCCAAACGCCCACAGAAACCUACCUCAACUCCAACAAGCAGGAGACCCGGGAACCAAUCAAGUACAGCCAAAAGGACAUCGAGCACAUCGAGAAAUGGGUCCAGCGCCACGUCGAGACAACCUGGCACUCCCUCGGAACCUGCAGCAUGGCGCCGAGAGAGGGAAACUCGAUCGUUAAGCAUGGCGGUGUCGUCGACGAGCGUCUUAAUGUCCACGGAGUCAAGGGCCUCAAGGUCUGUGAUUUGUCCAUUUGUCCGGAUAACGUUGGGUGUAAUACUUUCAGUACUGCCCUGCUGAUUGGCGAGAGGUGUGCUGUGCUCACUGCCGAGGAUCUGGGAUAUUCUGGUGCCGCGCUGGAGAUGAGGAUCCCGACGUAUCAUGCUCCUGGGGAGGUUGUUAAUCUUGCCAGGCUGUAG
Messenger RNA from Aspergillus pseudonomiae, 2001 nucleotides. RefSeq names its product GMC family oxidoreductase. Bases 1 to 2001 code for a protein of 666 amino acids. The record is from RefSeq and is a predicted model, not a curated record. The transcript has 10 exons. Lineage: Eukaryota; Fungi; Ascomycota; Eurotiomycetes; Eurotiales; Aspergillaceae. Gene Ontology annotation, molecular function: oxidoreductase activity, acting on CH-OH group of donors; flavin adenine dinucleotide binding.